AUGCUCUCCACCAUACUCGCCUUACCCACACUCCUCCUAACCCUCCACACCACCACCCUCAUCCUCCCCACAAUCUCCCGACUACGCCAAUACGAAUCCGCCAGCAAAACCGCAGCCCAGUAUUCCAACACGGCAGCCGAAAAGCUGCGGAAAACCCAACUUACACAGGCAAGUGGGGUUAUCGCUACAACUAUUUCUCUUAUAUCAUGCUUGUAUUUGUUAUCAAGCCCGAGUAUUCAGUACCAAGGCGUCACAGCGGGGGUAAAUGCGGUAAUAUGCGGCUUGGCAUACGUGCACAUGGCGGGGUUCUGGAAUGAGCGGGAGCAAACGCGGAUUCCACUGGUCAAGGAUUUCAACGAGGCGAUUAGGGGGAGUGAGAAGGUGGUUUUGCUGUUGGGGACGUUGGGGGUGGGGUGGGGAGUUGCGGCGGGAUUGUGGGUGGUUGGCAUGGGGGAGGGUGUGGUAGGGUUGGUGAUUUGGGGGGUGGCGGUUGGGGCUAGGGCUUGGGGGAUUGCGGGGGAGAUGGGGUGGAAGAGGUGA
Molecule: messenger RNA, 540 nt
Organism: Bipolaris oryzae ATCC 44560
Lineage: Eukaryota; Fungi; Ascomycota; Dothideomycetes; Pleosporales; Pleosporaceae
Exons: 2
Coding region: 1-540 (179 amino acids)
Source: RefSeq, a predicted model, not a curated record